Molecule: messenger RNA, 419 nt
Organism: Aureococcus anophagefferens
Lineage: Eukaryota; Pelagophyceae; Pelagomonadales; Pelagomonadaceae
Exons: 1
Source: RefSeq, a predicted model, not a curated record
AUGGCGGUCCGCGGUCUGCUGGCGCUGGCGCUGCUCGCCGCGGGCUGCGGCGCGGACCUGACGAAGAUCACCGCCUGCACCUGGGAGCAGAAAGGAACCCAGGAGUGCGACACCGUGUGCCUCGAUCUGGGCACGGGCUCCGGGCACCGGGAGGUCUGCCGCGAGAACUUGUACGAGAACGCGGACAAUACCUGCGGCCUCACGAUGUACUACAACUCGGGCAACGACGGCUGCAAGAUCUGCGACGGCGACGACACCGACGGGACGAUCUACACGCGGCACAAGAUCGACAUCUGCUCCACGAUCACGAGUUGCUCCGCGGGCUACGAGCCGAGCAGCGACGGCCAGGACUGCGACCCGAGCCCGACGCCCGCGCCGACCACGAGCCCGACGCCCGCGCCGACGCUGGCGCCCGCGCC